AUGGAGACGCCCCUGUCCCCCUCGCCUGUUCGCCCUCGUCCUUUCUCGUCCUUCUCCGUCGCCGGCUCGUCUCGUCGCACCUCGUAUGCUGGCAGCACGGCCCCUAUCCGCUCGAUGCGCGCCCCCUCGAUGGUGGUGAGCGAGCUCGGCGCAGACUUGGUGGCCGCCGCCUACGCGCACAAGAAGCAGUUCCUCAUGGCGGAGCACAUCUACCGUCGUUGCGAGGCCGCAGGCUGGUUCCCCGACGUCGACUUUGGCAACCUCGUCGCCGUGCGCACGUCGGUCGGCGCCAACGGCACCUCGUCGUUCGCGUCGUACCCGGCCGUCCACGAGGUCGACGGCGCCGACGUCCUCCUCAAGGGCCUCGCCUGCAUCAACGCCGAGGCCGCCGUCAUCGUCUCGUCGCACGUCGUGCGCAGCAUCGUGUCCCAGCUGGACGACGACCAGGAGCGCGUCACGCUCAACGAGGACGUCGCGAUCCAGGUUCUCGACACGCUCGAGGACUUGAGCGGCGCCAAGCGGCACCAGUACGCCGCCUACAUCCGCUCCAACUCGGCGCUCGUCCUGUGGACCGAUGACGUGUCGAGCCUGCUUAGCGACCUCAUGCUCGAGUACAUCUGGCGGGCCCAGGACUUGGACGAGGAGGAGCAGGAGGACGAGGUCGUCAAGCCUGUCGAGGACGCCGCCGUCGCCGACCUCGAAGGUGCGGCGCCGGCCGAGUACAAGCGCCGGUCUGUCGGGCUCCUGUCGCCGCUGCACGUCGGUCUCGCGCUCGGCAUCAACAUCUUCGUCAACCUCCUCACGCUCAAGACCCUCAUCGUCGAGUACCUGACGGACGGCUACUACCCUCGCCUCUUCAUCGCCAUCGCCAUCCCGUUCCAGUUUUGCGUCUCGCAGUUCUUCUGCGUCGUCGUCGUCGCCAUCAUCCUUCAGCUCCUCGGCCCGGUCAAGCAGAUGCACGAGAACAACCGGUACUACUCGGGCGUUCGUCCCGUCCGCAUGCGUGGCCCGCUCCCCGACUUUACUAUCCUCAUGCCCGUCUACAAGGAGGGCCUCGAGUCCGUCCUGCAGCCGACUAUCCGCUCGCUCCAGGAGGCGAUCAAGACGUACGAGCUGCAGGGCGGCUCGGUCAACAUCCUCGUCUGCGACGACGGCAUGCAGCUCCUCAACGACCGCGACUACGCCACGCGCAAGGCCUUCUACGACGCCAACUCGAUCGGGUUCGUCGCUCGUCCCGGUCACGGCAAGCACUACCACCGCGCCGGUCGCUUCAAGAAGUCGUCGAACCUCAACGUCGCCCUCGAGCUCUCGAUCCGGAUCGAGACGCUCAUGCGCGAGAAGAAGCCCGUGCGAGGCCCCGACGAGGCGCCCUGGACCGCCGACGAGGACCAGCAGCUGUACACCGUCUGCCUGGAGCAGGCGCUCGCCGAGACGCAGCGCGUCAUCCAGCUCGAUGCCGAUGACGACCUUGAGAAGUCGGACGAGAAGCCCAAGACCAAGACGCUAGGCGUGUGGGCGGCGGGCAACGUCCGCAUCGGCGAGCUCAUCCUCAUCAUCGACUCGGACACUCGCGUGCCCGUCGACUGCUUCCUCGACGCGGCGUCCGAGAUGCACUGGUCGCCCGAGUGCUCCAUCAUCCAGCACGUGUCCGGUGUCAUGAUCGUCGCCAACAACUUCUUCGAGAACGGCAUCGCCUUCUUCACCCGCCUCGUCAACACGUCCAUCUCGUGGGUCGUCGCCAACGGCGACGUCGGCUGCUUCGUCGGGCACAACGCCUUUAUCCGGUGGAGCGCCCUUCAGGAGAUCGCUCAGCAGCAGCCUGACGGUCGCUGGCAGAUCUGGUCCGAGAGCCACGUGUCGGAGGACUUUGACUGCGCCCUGAGGAUGCUCGUGGCUGGCUACGACGUUCGCUGGGCGACCUACUCGGAGGGAGCGUUCGAGGAGGGUGUCUCGCUCACGUGCGACGACGAGAUCAACCGUUGGCAGAAGUACGCGUUCGGCGUGUCCGAGCUCCUCUUCCACCCGAUCCGGUACUGGCCGACGCGCGGCAUCCUCACGCCCAUGGCCAAGCACUUCUUCUGGCAGUCGAACCUCCCGCUCCACUACAAGUUCUCUUCGUUCGCCUACAUGAUGUCCUACUACGGCAUCUCGGUCGCGUUCCCGCUCUCGAUCGCCGGCUACAUCCUGUACGGUCUCUUCAUUCCGAGCCUCGACAAUGCCUACAUGCCGUCGUGGAAGGUCACCGUCGCCCUUUUCGUCGUCUUCGGCUGCGCCUCGGCAUUCGCCUUUGCCGUCCUGCGCUUCCGAUCGGGCCAAUGUGGCCUGCACACUGCGCUCUGGGACCAGAUCAAGUGGACGCCCCUGAAUUCGGUGUUUUUCGCCGGCCUAUCCCUACACGUCCUUCUCGCCCUUCUUGCCCACCCGGUCGGCUACGACAUGACGUGGUCGUCGACCGUCAAAGAGGCGCAGGACUCGACCGUGUUCGCCGAGCUGCCCGCCAUCUUCAAGCGGUUCCGGGUCGUGUUCAUCACGUGCACGCUCUGCAUCGCCAUGAUCCUCACGUUCCGCUUCAUCCCUCUCAUGGAGUGGGCCAUCAUCGACUGGGUCUCGAUCGUCCCGCUUGCACUGGUUGUCGGCGCGCACAUCCUGUACCCUUUCGUCCUCAACCCGACCAUCAUGUCGCUCCGCUUCUAG
Molecule: messenger RNA, 2694 nt
Organism: Rhodotorula graminis WP1
Lineage: Eukaryota; Fungi; Basidiomycota; Microbotryomycetes; Sporidiobolales; Sporidiobolaceae
Exons: 19
Coding region: 1-2694 (897 amino acids)
Source: RefSeq, a predicted model, not a curated record